AUGUCAGUAUGGAACAGGCCAGGGAGAACCUUAAAAGUAAGGCAAAGGCAAGAUUGUGGUUUCAUUGAUCCUUGUCCUGUUGUAAGGGAUAACAAAGGUUUUGUGUGGGGGCCAAAUCAAAAGAAGAAGGAUGCUUUUCAUGAGUAUGAGGAUGAAGAAUGGAUUGUUAUUAGUAAUAGUAAUGAAAUCCGCGAUGGACGACGAAAACCGUAUAUGUGUGCUUUUCACGCAAGCUUACCAUCAGUGCCCAGAGAUUCUAAGAUACAGAUCAGUGGUGUAGGUCCCAUACCAUUUCCCCCCGAGGAUCCUUCUAAGGGAGAUACAUUGGAAGAAAGGGUAAAGAUGCUGGGCAUACUUGAGGUACGUAGGCGUGUCAGAGAGACAUGCGGCUUCGAAGUAUACCAGCGAUUCUAUCCAUUCCAAUGA
Arabis nemorensis is the source of this 426-nucleotide messenger RNA. Lineage: Eukaryota; Viridiplantae; Streptophyta; Magnoliopsida; Brassicales; Brassicaceae. The record is from the annotation of a GenBank genome assembly.